This is a messenger RNA of Fusarium subglutinans, 1062 nucleotides long. Its product is annotated as zinc-binding alcohol dehydrogenase domain protein. The coding region runs from base 1 to 1062 and encodes 353 amino acids. The record is from RefSeq and is a predicted model, not a curated record. Gene Ontology annotation, molecular function: oxidoreductase activity, acting on NAD(P)H. The transcript has a single exon. Lineage: Eukaryota; Fungi; Ascomycota; Sordariomycetes; Hypocreales; Nectriaceae.
AUGUCUUCAACCGCAGAAACACUGAAUCGAUCUGCGGUAUUGCCUCACCCAAAGGCUCAUCCUAUGAUCAUUAUGUCGUCACCAAUUCCUGUUCCAACUGGAACUGAGAUACUCAUUCGUGUACGAGCCGUUGCUAUCAACCCGGCCGACUACGCUGUUCAAAAGCUCGGUAUCGUCAUCAAACCAGAGUUCUACCCUUACGUCAACGGUAACGAUGUGUCUGGGGAAGUCGUCUCUGUUGGACCCGAUCAGACGAGAUUCAAACCCGGAGACCGUGUAUUAGGUCAUGCAAUGGCGUGGCAGAAGGGCGAUAACAAGUAUGGGGCCUUCCAAGACUACUCCAUCAUGAUUGAGCCCAUGGUGUCCAAGAUCCCAGAUCGCAUACCUUUCGAGGAAGCUGCAGUUCUUCCUCUGGGGUUUACAACAUCAUCUGCUAUGCUGUUCAGUCCAUCUUUGAUGGGUCUCGAACUACCCGUGGCUGGAACCGAGAUCAACUCGAAAGGAAAAGUCGUGGUAGUUUGGGGAGGUAGCUCAAGUGUUGGUUCGAAUGCGAUCCAGACUGUGAAAGCUGCUGGAUAUAUCGUUGCGGCUACCGCGAGCGAGCGUAACCAUGGGUUGUUGAGAGAGAUGAACGUGGACUAUAUUUUCGACUACAAGAAAGAUGGCAUUGCGGAAGAUAUCAUCAACAUGCUGAGCGGCAUUGGCGAUCUGGCGGGAGUUUACUGUGCCGUAUACUCGGACACUGCUAUCACGACUUGCGCCACGAUUGCAGACAGACUCCAGGGGAAGAAAUGUCUGGGAACUAUACUCCCUCCUGGGGUACCUAUCCCUGGAACCAUACCAGACGGCGUGCAAGUCUUGAUCAAUGACCAUGUUCUUCUGGGAUCAACCGAUACUGGGAAGAGACUAUGGGUUGAUUGGCUUCCAGGAGCUCUUGAGGAUGGGAAAAUGAAGUGUAUGCCCCAUACUGAGAUUGUGGGGAAAGGGCUUGAGGCGAUUCAGGGUGCCGUAGAUAUGAUUAGUAAAGGCGUGAGUGGGAAGAAGGCAGUAAUUGAGGUUUAA